UCUAUACACACUUUAUUCUCUUUUUUAAUAUAUUUUUCUCACUUCUAUGUGGACAGGUUGAGCCAAUAAGGUUAAAAGACUUGCUCAAGAGGCCCAGCUUGGUGGUGCUGGGGCUCAAAUCUCUGGCCCUCCAAUCAGUAGCCCUGAACCUUGACCCAUUGAGCCAACACUGUCCUUAUUUAUACAUACAUACCAUGUUGAUGGGUUUUAUCUUCUUUCCAAUACAGUAUUUAGGAAAGUGGUAUUAUGUUGGAGUGGCUUCAUGGGAUGAUGAGGAUAUUGAAAGCUAUAAGUCAGUGGAUAAUUCAGUUGUUGAACUGAAGAAAAGUGGAAACAACACUCUGAUUAUGGCUGCAGCAUUGCAUCAGGAAGAUAAGUGUCUCAACACGGCCUGGACUUACAAUAUUGAUCCAGAUAUCGAUCCAUUCUUGACAGAGGGUCCGGCAGAAAAUCUUGGCGUGUUCUUGGAUGGAGAUUGGAUACAAUGCCCCUCCUGCCUGAUUGUUGCCAAGUUUCAUACUGAAAGCAACUUUUUCAGAGUCAUGUUAUUUGCACGAUCCGAGAACUUAUCAGACAGCUUGGUGAAAAACUUUCAGUCAAAACUGGGAUGCUUUUAUGUUAUUGAUAAGUUUAUAAUAUCUCCACGGACAAAAGAGUUCUGUAAACUGGAAGGAACUGCCUGAGCAGGUGAUGAGAUGAUCUGAGAGCAGCUUGCUGACAACUCAUACUUUACUCGCCUACGAUGAAGAGACUUCACCAUGUACAAGAUGAAGAUCCCCUACAGGAGAACCUGAGCUGUGU
Neoarius graeffei (lesser salmon catfish) is the source of this 801-nucleotide messenger RNA. It is a transcript of the gene apom, whose product is annotated as apolipoprotein M. The transcript is spliced from 6 exons. The coding region runs from base 195 to 683 and encodes 162 amino acids. NCBI's taxonomy places the organism in Eukaryota, Metazoa, Chordata, Actinopteri, Siluriformes, Ariidae. Gene Ontology annotation, molecular function: phospholipid binding; lipid carrier activity. Gene Ontology annotation, biological process: cholesterol efflux; high-density lipoprotein particle remodeling; high-density lipoprotein particle assembly. Gene Ontology annotation, cellular component: high-density lipoprotein particle; low-density lipoprotein particle; very-low-density lipoprotein particle. The record is from RefSeq and is a predicted model, not a curated record.